AUGCCAUUCACUUUGUCAAAAUCAAUUGUUAGUUUAUCACUCAGAGGCACACAAUUAAUAUUUUCAAUUAUUGUAUUAGCCUUAUGUGGUGAUUUUUUGAGCGAAAUUGGUUUCAACUAUGAUAGAGUUACUUAUGCUCUAGUUGUUUCGAUUUUAAAUUUAUUAUAUUUCGCUUACAUUUUAGUACUUGUUCCUUUUGUAUUCAAAAAAUUAACAUUUUCAAUUGGGAUAUUUGUUGCUGAAAUCAUAUUCUUUAUAUUUUAUUUAGCUGCUAUGGGUGCUAUUGCAGAUGUAAUGCCUACAGAUUGUGGAAGCUAUUAUUAUUCAUAUUAUGAGGAUUCAAGUUCAACAUGUAGAGUAUUUCAAGCUAUUUUACCAUUUACGUUAUUUAAUUGGUUAUUAUUUGGUGCUAGUUUGACCUUAUUUGUUAUUUAUUCAUUUGUUCCACAAAUAAGGUUUGCUGGUUUCAAAUCAACUUUAGCCAAAGAUGCUUUCGAAUUUGGGGGUAUUUAUUUAGUUGCUGCACCGGUUGCAAGUGCUACUAAAGAAGUAGAAGGUGAAGGUGAAAAUUCUCAAGAAGAACCUGCAGUUACUGAUGCCCCAGUUGUUGCUGGUGAUGAAGAAGCUAAUGUUGGUAUUCCUGCUUCUAGUGGAAGUGAAAUUGAUAAGGAGACUGAGACAACUACAACUAAAUAA
Molecule: messenger RNA, 696 nt
Organism: Insectozyma verbasci
Lineage: Eukaryota; Fungi; Ascomycota; Pichiomycetes; Serinales; Debaryomycetaceae
Source: the annotation of a GenBank genome assembly